AUGCAGAUACAACCAUUGGCAUCCAUUUUAUCAGAUACAUCUACUGCCACUGAUCCUUUCAAUGAUGUGAGUAGUGGAAAUAGUCCAAAGCCAGACCACACAACCACACCUUUUGAUGAUCUCCAAUUGUUCAUUGGCAUUGGCUACAAACACACCAGAUAUGAUUGUCUAUUAAACUUGGAUCUCAAGAUAUAUUCAACUGUUGAUGACUUUGUUUUAUUAGGAGACAGAAAUCGGGUGCUGUAUUACGAUUCAACUAAUUUCACUCUUAAUAAAAUUGUUGAACUACCCAAUGUUUCUUAUAUAAUGCAACAUCAUGUAAUCCAGAAUUUUCUUAUCAUUUUGACCAAAUGUCAACGUCUUCUAAUAAUAGAUGCAUUUUCAGGGUUGUUUUUCACAGAAAUCGAGUUAUUUCAGCCAUUUGUAUCAUUCCAAGAGAUAAUAUCGUUAGAUGAUUGUGGGUUCAAUAUUUUGCUAAAAGCCAACGGAAGCUUUUGUCAAAUAGUUACAUUUGAUCUGCACUCUCAUCGUCUAUUACUAAAGUCAUCUAUAAUCUACCCUAGAUUUCGACCGGUUCAUUCACUUUCAAUCCAAGAUACGUUCUUCUAUCUUUUCGAUAAGCACGGAGAUUAUCAAGUUGUAAUUAUUAAUGGAAACAAUUACCACCUUUUAGAAGCAACGCCCAACAAAAAGAUUUUCUUGGACGCCAGUUUUGGCUUACUAAGGAGUAUAGAGAGACUAUCACCCGGUAAAAUAAUUUUCUUACAAGACAAGGGGUUUUCUGUAUUCGAAUUGAGAUGUACAGAAAAGGUAUCCUUGAACAGUUUAGAGCUUUUCAUGUAUUCAUUGUUACCCUUCUCAUAUUCAAAAUUUAUUCAAAUUCAAGGGAUUGGGUAUAUUCUGAUGAAUGGCGGAUAUUUAAUGCAGAUACGAGAAAAUAACACAAUUGUUAUUAAGCCUGAAGGAAGGCUAUUAGAUAUAAUACCCAGUGAUAACUUUGUUUUAGGGAUAUUUGAGCACUAUGGAAAAGUAGCCAGAUGUCUAAUAGGUUUGGAAUGGUCUGCAUCUACUGCUGCACCAAUCGUUAUACAAGAAAAUAGGCCCGUUUAUCAAGAUGAAAAAAUGGUUAUAUCGUACGAAAAGGAUAACUUUGUUUUCCGAGACCAAAAAGGCAAUGAAAUCAUUACAAUAUCUAGCAUAUCGGAAACUUUGAAAGUGGUCGAUCUUAGUCCGAUAUUGCAACACGAUAGUUCACCGUAUUAUUAUAUUUUAGUCGACCAUAAAGGAGUGGUCAGAUUCUUGGUUUACAAUUUGACGAUUAAUCCUCACUUCAUCAAAUGCAUUGAUAUAGGAAAUUUUGACACUGACACUAUUCUCAGCUUAUCCUAUUGGGAAGAUACAAAAACUAUAGAGUUUAGAUCUACAGAUGAAGAGAAAAUUUUAAACUUGCGUUCUCUGGAACUCAUCCCAAGGCAAAAAAAUCUAGGUUCAAGACUAUUAAUUUUCAAAUCACGGUGUUUGGACAUACCAGCGCUAGAGGAGUUCUUUGAAAAGGCAGUUAGUGUUGCAGAGCAACUAACCUUAACUAACAAGUGGGUAAUAGCACAAGAAAAUAACAUGAAUGUGUUUCAAAGAUUCACAAGCGAAGGUUCACUAAAUUCUCCGGAAUUAAUGUUGUUGUGCAAAAUAUAUAACAAAAGUCACGUGGAUUUUCAUUCAAUAUCUUUAGUAGAGAAUGUACAGCGUCCAAUCUCACUUGUUCUAAGAUUGGGCCAGCUGUUUGGAUCAAGCGAACAGUUAAUUGUCGAUUAUGCAAUGUAUCUGGUAUCUGAAAUUUUAGUUUCUCUGCCUUCAGUGCUACCUCUUAUUGUAAGCAUAAUCUGCAGCAGAAAGCUCACCACACGAAGCUCUAUAUUACUGAUGCUAUGCUUUUCUAUUUGUUCUGAAAUUGUCCCCGCAAAUAAAGCACUUUACCUUAUCAAAUGCGCAUAUCUACUGUUGCUGAAAAACCAGAGAGCAAUGAAGAAAGUGGCUCUAGACGCAUUGAAGGUUUUAAGUAGAAAGGAUUUUAGAGGUAAGUAUGACCGCUUUGAGCUGGCUCAAGCUAUCCAAUGGCUCUUUGUUUCCAGGGAUGUACUAUUCAAGGAGAAGGAGGUUGACAAUAUUGCUGAUUUUCAAAGUUUGAACAUGAUCAUAGAUGCUAUCAUGAUAGAUGAGCCUUUAAGUAUGACUGUCACAAUUGCGACGAUCUUUAAAAGUGAAAAAUUUGACAUUGACUCAAAAACGUCUGCACUUGACUAUAUCAAUUAUUUUAUGCUUGAAAAGUCAAACCUUUUAUGA
Molecule: messenger RNA, 2340 nt
Organism: Pichia kudriavzevii
Lineage: Eukaryota; Fungi; Ascomycota; Pichiomycetes; Pichiales; Pichiaceae
Exons: 1
Coding region: 1-2340 (779 amino acids)
Source: RefSeq, a predicted model, not a curated record